This is a messenger RNA of Mycena indigotica, 699 nucleotides long. RefSeq lists its product as uncharacterized. Gene Ontology annotation, cellular component: Golgi apparatus. Gene Ontology annotation, biological process: Golgi to plasma membrane protein transport; protein localization to organelle; intracellular protein transport. Gene Ontology annotation, molecular function: GTPase activity; GTP binding. Bases 1 to 699 code for a protein of 232 amino acids. The record is from RefSeq and is a predicted model, not a curated record. The transcript has 6 exons. Lineage: Eukaryota; Fungi; Basidiomycota; Agaricomycetes; Agaricales; Mycenaceae.
AUGUACCAUCUUCUGAAAGGUCUUCAUGAGCACCUUACGCGGAAGGAAGAAUUCUCUGUCAUUAUUAUCGGGCUUGACGGUGCUGGCAAGACGACUCUUUUGGAGAAGAUAAAGACACUCUACAAUGAGACUCCUGGACUCACGCCAGACAAGAUUGGACCUACAGUUGGACAAAACACGGGAACUGUAACACUUCCUUCAACUAUUCUCCAGUUCUGGGACCUCGGUGGCCAGCGAGGUAUCCGCAACAUCUGGCAUCGAUACUACGACGAUUGUCAUGCUGUCGCGUUCGUCGUUGACGCGGAGGACAAAGAAAGGCUCAGCGAAGGUUGGGAGGUCUUCGAAACUGUACUGUCUGCACCUCAGAUCCUCAACGUGCCGCUUCUGCUGAUUGCCAACAAGCAAGACUCUCCCAACGCUCUUUCCGUAGAAGAGAUACGACAGGACUACGAGGAUUGGCACCAACGCAAAAUCGAAAACGCGCGAAGAGGCGCACAGUAUGAGCGCGAGAAUGAUCGUAGAGACCGAAUCGCUAGCUUGGAUGUUAUGGGCAUUAGCGCAAUUGAAGGAACUGGCGUCAAAGCUGCUGUUGAUUGGCUUUUCAUUCGCGUACAGAACAGUAGAAGGUCGGUAACUGUUGCUUUCUUUACUUGCUGCUUACAAUCUGGCAGGGAUCCACAGAAAGGCAUCGGUCGAUAG